Cokeromyces recurvatus is the source of this 758-nucleotide messenger RNA. RefSeq lists its product as uncharacterized. The transcript has 3 exons. The coding region runs from base 49 to 684 and encodes 211 amino acids. The record is from RefSeq and is a predicted model, not a curated record. NCBI's taxonomy places the organism in Eukaryota, Fungi, Mucoromycota, Mucoromycetes, Mucorales, Mucoraceae.
UUUUUUUAUUAUUAUUAUUAUAUUACAUAUACAUAUACGCAUAUAUAUAUGCUGAACAGUACUAUAGAUAAUCCUAAUUCAGUAGAAACUUCAUCUCUUUUAUCAUCACACCAAAAUAAGCAAUAUUAUCAUUCAAUAAUUUACAAAAGUCAACAAAAUUCAAUAAGCGACAUAUGUCAGGAACAAUCAGACAAUUCAGAAGAAAAUAAAAAUAAUUCAACUACUAAUAAAAAUGAACAAAACUUAUCCAUCUUUACAUUUCUUUAUUGGCAUUCUAUUAUUAAUCAGUAUUCAUCUUCUAUUUAUCUAGAAAAUAAAGCAAGUGUCGCUCGCGAUCAUUUAGCGAAUGAACGAACUUAUUUGGCUUGGUUACGUACAAGUUUAUCUAUAAUCUCUGUAGGCAUAGGGAUUACACAAUUGUUUCGAUUAGAGAAAAAGACAACACAAACUCGUCAUUAUCAUCAACAAGACAAAGCAUCUAUCUAUGGUCAAAUGAUUGGUUUUUUAUUCAUAAUUAUUAGUAUUUUGUUUUUAGUUUUUGCUUUCAUCCGAUAUUUUCAUACACAACUAGCCUUAACUAAAGGUUAUUUUCCUGCGAGUCGAUCUACAGUCUUGAUUGCAUCCUCGUUGCUCUUCUUCACCAUGGUUUUUGUGCUAAUUAUAGUAUUCAAAGUGCAACAAUGAUCUUUUUCCCCGUGAUGUAUAUAAUCCUAUUGUACUUGUUUUAAUAUAAUUUUUUUUUUUUUUUAAAAAAAAAA